Xiphias gladius (swordfish) is the source of this 4756-nucleotide messenger RNA. It is a transcript of the gene vegfba, whose product is annotated as vascular endothelial growth factor Ba. Bases 880 to 1752 code for a protein of 290 amino acids. Gene Ontology annotation, molecular function: heparin binding; growth factor activity; vascular endothelial growth factor receptor binding. The transcript is spliced from 8 exons. The record is from RefSeq and is a predicted model, not a curated record. Gene Ontology annotation, biological process: positive regulation of protein phosphorylation; induction of positive chemotaxis; response to hypoxia. Lineage: Eukaryota; Metazoa; Chordata; Actinopteri; Istiophoriformes; Xiphiidae. Gene Ontology annotation, cellular component: membrane.
AGACUACCAUUCUGCUGUGACGGCUCUGCUGUAGCUCUGCUGCCAUGUCAGUAGAGGAUGUUAUUCUAGGUUGGUUUAUAAGAGGAUAAAAAAAAACCAAAAAAAAAAAAAAAAAAAACGGGAAGAUGAGCCUGGAGGCGAAACGUCACAUUUUCAGUGGGAGCGACAGUGUGGAGAGACUGACCUAGCCGGGGAGAGGAAUAUGCGGCACUGUCACUCUGCAUGUCGAGUCAAAGCGUCGGAUAAUUACCGGAUAAACGUCCUGUAGCUGGACGGACGUUAGGCUUUUUUGUUUUUUGGCCGUCCAGGCAGAGGAUUUAUGAUCGCACCACGUUUCAGCGGGAACCUGGAUGAUCCUCCAGUCACGCCACCCCGGACCCCCCAGACCAGUUUCAUGGGAUCAGGACCAAUAGACUGACGGUGCCCUAAAAUAAAUACAGGGAAGAAUCACUCAAAGUUUAUACAACUGUCACCAAAAUACCAGGAUUUUUGGAUUAUGGUGCCACGUUUAGACAUUAAAUAAUGACUUAAGAACGGCGUAUCUUGUCUGUAUAUAUGUUCUAAUUACUGGAUGGAUGGGUAUCUGAGACAACAGCCUACUCCAGUGACUCGCUAAUUAAGAGAAAAUAACAAACUAUAAUUAGGCUUUAGGUUGGGAACUGUUUCCUCGUAUAGUUAAGCUCACUCAGUGACAAUCGCAACACAAUAAAGUUCUUAUUCCAACACUGAUGAUGCCACCCUGGGAGUCCUUUCAAGGCAGGGAGACUGGGGAAUGAAAGCGGCAUUUCUGCGUCUUUAACCGUACACUGAGGCGAAGGAGGGAGACAGCCGGACAAGCCACCGUCUUUUCUUUUCUGUUUUUGGAUUGGUCCGAAAAAUAUGUUUUUUGCGUGCCCCUUGGACUCCUGCACAAUGGGGAUUAUGCUUCAAGUUAUUCUAGGAAUGUUUCAGUUCCUGCUGCUCACCAGAAUACCGACGUCUCAUGCCAAGCUCGCUCACUGGCGGCCGGCAGACUCCCCCAAAUCCAGAGAAGGUCGUGAAGUGCGACGGUGGCUGGAGGUGUACUCGAGGAGUGGAUGCGAGCCUCGGGACACUCUGGUGGAGGUUUGGCGAGAGUUGCCGGGGGAGACCCACCACCUCUUCGUCCCGUCCUGCGUGUCGGUGAGGCGAUGUGGCGGCUGCUGUGCUGACGAGGCCCUGGAGUGUGUGCCCUCGCUCACACACACACUCACCAUGGAGCUGAUGAGGACCUCCUUCAUGAAGCAUGAGCUCAUUGAGUUGCCCUUUGUCGAGCACAGCCAGUGUGAGUGCAGAUUAAAAGAACAGUUUCAGCCAACACCUGCGACAAGGCUGUAUCUGAAGCCAACAAGAAAAGACAAGAAAAAGGAGAGGGGGAAGUCCAGACAGAUGACAAGGGAAGCCAUCAGAGCUGCGACCCAUGCUCCCCCAACUCUUCCUCCCCCAUCCUCUCCUCCUCCAUCACCUCCUCCCACCAUCUUCAAUUUCUCUCCCCCUCCGUCUCCCUCCCCGAGGCCUUGUUCCCUCCCCUGUAGAGGGAGGAAGUGGGCAUUGGAUGCAACGUCAUGUCAGUGCCGCUGCACCAUCAGAGCUGAGAGCUGCAGCCGGAAAGGCCGGAGGCUCGACCCUCACCGCUGCAAGUCAGUCCACACACGACCAAAAAAUAAAAAUCUGUUGCUUGAACUUCUGUUUUUUGGGUUUUGGACAUACAGGUGUGAUGCCAUGAGGACUUGAUGUGUCCACCCAUUUUCUUUUCACCUCCUUCUCUCCACCUACCCCUGCUGAUUCAUCGUCCACUCUCAGCAUCACUGCCAUGGAGCAUACAGACGCUUGGAUUUGAAUCAUCAUGACAUACAAGAACAACAGCGAUGAAUUGGACCGGUGUAACGCAGGUGUCCUACGUGUUGAUGCUUCAGUGGAAGUUGUAACUUGUUGCUCACAAGGAAACUGCACAUGGAGAUGUUAAGUCAAGGCCAGUGUUUGUUCGGAGGUUUUGAAAAACAUUGGGAACAGAUCAUUGGUGGACACAUACAGUCAGACAUACCAGAGGGACAUAGGACAUGCACAUGAACUGGCACCCCAGAGUGUGUGGGCCUAUAGUUGAGCUGAAUGCUGGGAUGGAGUGUAUCUGUGUGGUCUCCCCACUGAAAGACCCAGAUGGGUUAUCCCUGCAGCCGUUCUCUCCCAUUCAAAGCAUAUGACCACGGACUGGCUCUCCAAGCCGCUUUCUGGCAUUUGUUUAAUUUGGUCCUUUUGUCUGCAUCUUUUCUCUGCACCUCAACUGAAAGCAGCCGCUUUGCCUCUCUUUGCCUCUCUUUUAGGCAGUGAGGAGAAUGUCAAUAAUGAGGCCCUGGCGGCUGUCCACUACUUCACACACAAACUUUCACACAUAUAAUACCAGGCACACAGACAGCCCUGCAAAUGCAGACACACACAACCUCACUCAUUGUGUGCUAUGGCACACACACACAUACACGGAUAUAUAUACAUACACACAUGCAAUGUGAAAUGUAUGCAGGUAGCCAUAAGCUUUUGUUCGUGCCACACCAAGUGUGUAAAUAAAUGUCAGUUGUUUAUAUUUGCAAUUUAAUGCAAAGUCUUCAUUAAGUAUUGUAUUAUAUUCCCGUGUUUUAUAUUUUAUUAUAAUUCCGUCAAGUUGAUUGAAAAGAUAUUCUAUAUUGCAGAAUGUGUCUUUGUUUUGUUUUUGUUUUUUUCAUCCUUAAUCCAUCUGCAUAAAGAGUCAUGCUGGGUGGCCGGCUAUGUAGACACUCGGCAUCUAAACCGAUACCCAAAUGUAUUGAAUUUAAAUAGAGACGGCUCACAUGGGCCACAAAUGGGAGACUAUAUACAUUGUAAUGUGUAAUUCAAACAAUCAGUGGGGCAGUGUUGUCCGCAGCACUCAGAAGCCAAGCAAAUAGCAGUUCCCAGUGCAGUGAAAGGAAAACAUGGCUGUUGUUGUUGCACAUUCGAGCUGGGAUGGAAAGAGUAUUAUUCAUUUGGAACAUAACUUGUUUAUAUUCUGACUGAAUCUCACGGUUUAACUCCAUGUUAGUUCACGACUGCUCAGCUGCUGGGUGAGAACGGGGAUUUGAACUGUGACUGGUUCAGAAAGGAUGAGUUCUUGAGCAGCUUGUCAGUCAGCAGGACGAGACAAAGCCAGAGCUCUGCUGUUGUGAAGAGGACCCCUUAAUGGCAGGUCAGGGAGUUGAAACCCAUUUUUGACACCCAUUCAGAGCCCGUGUCCUGUGUUAAAUUUUACCAGUGACGUCUUAGCUCCAUGAGAAACAGUAGCUUUGAAACUCCAUGGUUCACGUCUGUACUCUCCCUGAGGAUUUGUGCCAUCCUGCUGAUUGAAGAAAAGUCACCCUGAAACAGCGUGCAGUCCAGAGUCUGAAUUUUUUCUGUGUCAGCCUUGGAGCAAAAGAACUUUGUUUCAGUUGCUGGUGUGAUAAGCUCUGUAUUUAUACUUUCCUGAGAUGAGAUUAUUUUUUCCAUGCUCAAGUUCAUUGUUCAGUGUUUGUUAUUACUGUCAAUCAAUACUUCAAUCACUACCUCUAUAUCAUAACAUACUAAUGACAAAGUAUUAGAGCAUUGUUGUUACUUUCUCUGUGUUAUUUCAGACCUCUUGUAAGGUAUUGAUGUUCUUAUUUACAUUUAGCAAUAAGCACAGUCUCCAGUUUAGCGACUCGGAGCUGCAGCAGAUAUGUAGUGAUAAUCACCUGUUUGGUUGAACAUAUAGGAGAUUUCGAAGUGCGUCUUAGAAAUCUGAAGGGAAGCAUAUUUCACGAGGAGAGCUGACCUGGUCCUCUGAGUAUAGACCAGACACUGUGUGAUAAUGUGGGACAGGAGAUGGUUUCCCAGUGCCUUUGUUGCUUCAAAUUAAUGGUGACCUUUUUUGGCUUUAAAGGAAUGGUUUUGACUUUUUUUGGGAAAUACAAUUAUUUGCAUUCUUGCUGAGAGUUAGAUGACAAGAUUGAUACAACUUUCAUGCAUGUACAGUAAAUAUGAAACUGAAGCCAGCAGUCAGUUAGCUAAGCUCCGCAUAAAGACUCUAGCAUGGUUCUGUCCAAAAGUAACAAAAUCUAUGUAGUAGCACCACUACAACACACUAGUUAACAUGUUAUAUCUCUUUUGUUUAACCUGUAUUUAAACCAAAGUGAGAAAAUUAAGUCACUGCUCUCUACCAAGAAAUAGUCUGGCUCAUAGUGCCCGGUAAAACAGGAGGGACUUUACUUGGAUUUAACAAGCAAGAUAUAACGAAUUAGUGUAGUGAUUAGUAACUGGUGAGCUUCAGUGGCACUGGUAGGCAGAUUUUGUUACCUUUGGAUAGAGCCAGGCUAGCUGUUUCCCCCUGUUUCCAGUCUUUAUGCUAAGCUAAUCUGAUGGCUCGUCAAACUACAUAUUUACCGUACAGACAUGACAAUUGUAUCGAUUUUCUAAUCUAACUGUCUGCAAGACUGUGAAUAAGCUUAUUUUCCAAAAUUUCCAACUAUUCCUUUAAUUUUGUAUUACCCACUUGCAGCUAUUUCUGCUCAUGCAUUUAUUAUUUGAGUAAAGUGAAACAUUUUCGAGGCUUAAUUUGUUAAUAAUUGCAUUUUGUGAACAAGCUAACAAACGUUUUGGGAAACCAUGAACCUCAGUACAGAUUGCACUUGUGUUUGAGAUUGCAAAGCACAUAAUGAACAUUAGUUCACCAGGGAAAAAAAAAAAAAAAAAAAAACUUCCUGUGAGGGCAGAA